GAUGGAAUUGCGAAUUUCUCUUGACAGUGGCAUAACUUAUGCAUAAUAUAAAAGGUUUCACUUAAUUUUAUUACCAAUCAUGCAUACUCUGUUCUCUCGGCGACACCGAAAGAGUUCACCUUACGGCAGUUAUCCAGAUUCUUCGGAUGACAAAGCCUAUUGCAGCGAACACGGAGGCAGGCCAAGAACCAGGUCUCUAAGUCGCCAAAGUUUUGACCUGGAGGAUCCAGCUCGAUGUUGUCGCUCUGGGACUCCUCAUUCCGAGAAGAGGCGUGCUCAGUCCGUCGAUCGACAACAUUACUACCAUCGCCGCAGCCGCCCAGUGUCACCCCGCCGAGCCCGUCAUCAGGGUAGAGCCCAUCAUCACGGUAGAAAGAGACGCGACGAAAGCGAGCAGCAGUCCCAAGCUUCCCAACGCAAGCUAAAACAUGCCAUCAACGCAGCUAUCGACGCCGCUGCCGUGGAGGUAUUCCGUCUAAGAAAAGAGCCUGGUGAGUGGAUUGGAGCUAAGGGAACGAGAGUCGCAACAGCAGCGGUGGGUGCGGCGGUGCUAGACGCGAGGCAUGAUGGAUAUGCACAUAGACAUAGCAAGUGGACUUUGGCAAAGUCAACGCUUGGGGGUCUUGUUGCUAAUAGGCUGUUGAAUGGGCCUCGACACGAUCUUAGAUAUCAUCAAUACUGAUGAGAUGCGCAUAAGGAACAUGAGGCUUGGAAUGGAAGGAAUAAUUCGUUAAGAAGCGAAAGAGGUGGUCGAAAGUUGAUCAAUAUGGCGAAAGAUACGUUCGGCUCGGCGAUGACGGCACUAGCUUGGGCAUUAACACCGACUUCUCUUGCGUCUAGAAGCAGUUUAACGAUAGACUCAUGUCCUCUCGCCGCGCCACCCAAGGUGUAACGCUGCGAUCUAUGUAAAUGCUGGGGCAAUUUGUGUCUGUUUCGUAUCUUUGGCUCCCUUGCGCAACGAAGUGAGGCGUUGUGCUGAACGCAUGUUUUCAUGAUUUCGGGGUCACUUCAAUUUUGUUUUAUAAUUUUUUUUUUAUUGAUUGUAUAUGGUCCCAAGAAACAUAACUCAAUCAACACCAAGAUGAUCAUUUGGUCUUCUAAUUUGCUAGAGCGCUUUAGUAUAUAGGCUAUGCAGCCGAUGCAAACCAUUCG
Messenger RNA from Fusarium redolens, 1152 nucleotides. RefSeq lists its product as uncharacterized. The transcript has a single exon. Bases 80 to 682 code for a protein of 200 amino acids. Lineage: Eukaryota; Fungi; Ascomycota; Sordariomycetes; Hypocreales; Nectriaceae. The record is from RefSeq and is a predicted model, not a curated record.